Molecule: messenger RNA, 1613 nt
Organism: Meloidogyne enterolobii
Lineage: Eukaryota; Metazoa; Nematoda; Chromadorea; Rhabditida; Meloidogynidae
Source: the annotation of a GenBank genome assembly
UUUUCGUAUAGAAUUUAUGGAUUUAUUAUUAAAUUUUCUUAAGCAAAAUCAUGUAAAUGGGUUUAAAAAAUGUUUUAAAUUAAUUUUUAAAAAGAAAUUUAGAAAUGAAUGGUGGAAACAAAAAGAAGAUUUCUAUUGUGUUAAAAUCGACAUUACUCGGUAAUGGUUUGCAAAAUGAACAAUCUGUAAAGCAAGUGAAUGAAGAAAAGAUUCCAAUAAAUAGAAUUGAGAAAAUCAGCAAAAUCCAAAAUUCUGUAUCCUCCAAUGAAGAUUUCCAAUUAACAAAAAAUGUUAAAAACAAUAAUUUUAUUAAAAAUGACAAUCAAAUUGGUGACAAUAUUAAAUAUGAAGAAGAGUCGCAAACAAAAUCUUCCCCUCGUUUUUUGCCGUUUGCCAUUUCUCGUCAACAAUUAACACCUUCAUCUUCAACUACUUUAAUUAGCAAAAGCAAUACAACAACUAAAAAGCAAAACGAAGAGAGUGUAAAGUCUGAAGAGGAAUUGAAGAAUGUUAAGGAAUUUCCUUCUCAACGCCCUUCUCGACAACGUACAACUUCCGUCGAAACAUCAAUUUCGAAUAGUCAUAGUUCAAAAUCUUCUCACCGCUCUUCUUCUCAUUCUUCCUCUUCAGAUUCUUCAACAUCUUCCAAUCGACGUUCUUCCACUUCAAAUUCUUCUAGGAAUUCAUCAACUUCACGUCGUUCUGAUUCGUCAACAGAAUCGUCAUCAAGAUCUCAUUCACGGCGCUCGUAUAGAACAAGCAGGUAUAGCCGUCGGAGAAGACGAAGUAGCAGCAGAAGUUCUAGCAGUGAAAGAUAUUCGCGGAGACGUCGACGAUCUUUUUCUACUAGAAGGUAUCGAUUAAAAAGGCGACGCUCUUAUAGCAGGGAUAGAAGUUAUACAAGAUCACUAGUCAAACGAUCUAAAAGAUAUUCAUCAUCUUCGUCAUCUUCUAGAAGCUCAAGUUCCUCAUCUUCUUCCUCCUCUUCACAAACUUCACAUUCUGAGAAAUCAUCUGCCUCUUCGACACAUAAUUCCUCUACUACAUCUAUCGGUUCAAAAAAAUUGGUUGGCACGAACAAUUAUCAAAAGGAUGAGAGAAGUGAAGAAAAAUCAAAAGAUAUGAAGAAGGAGACGAGAAAUGAUAUAAAGGAAGAUAAACUUGAAGAGAGGAAGGAAGAAAUAGAGGAAGAUAAAUUGAGUAGCAAAAGUGGAGAUUCCAUGCCUUAUUCUUCAGAAGACGAAGAUGACCAACAGGAAUUUGUAGAAGAGAAGGAAAAUGAAAAGAUUAAGGUAACGGAUAAAAAUCAGGAAGUAGAGAAUGACGAAAACAAAAAUGAAAAGAAUAAAGGAAAAUGGUUACCAAUUGGUUUUGAGAAUUUAAAAAAUGAGAGUAAUGAUGAUGAUAAAAAUGUGAAAGAUGAGACGGAUGAAAGUGAAAUGUCUGAUCAUGAAGCAGAAUUGGUGCGGAAAAAUAAGCAAAUUAGAAUUAAAGAACGUUGGGAGUUGCUAAAGUAUCAAAAACAAGUAAUCCCUCAGACAUCAAAUAAUUUUGAAUCUAAUGAAUGGAGUGAAGAAAGGGAAAGGGAAUUUGUGUUUAGCUUACUUGAAUAG